Acanthoscelides obtectus is the source of this 309-nucleotide messenger RNA. Lineage: Eukaryota; Metazoa; Arthropoda; Insecta; Coleoptera; Chrysomelidae. The record is from the annotation of a GenBank genome assembly.
AUCGCAUUUUAAACUUGUACCGAAAUACAAAAACAAAACCUUUUCCAAAAUGAUGUGCAAACUGUUUGUGAUCUUCGCCAUCGUGGCCAUCUCCAGCUGCUCUGCUGACCCAGAACCAAAGGCAAAACCCGGAUUCCUUGCUGCCCCGGCCGCAGUGGUUACCGCCACCAGCCACCAGUCCUUCGUCAGAGGAUACUCCGCCCCUCUUGUGGCCGCCCCUGCUGUAGCAUACACCGCCCCAUACGCUGCCGCUUAUGCGGCCCCUUACGUCGCUGCUGCCGCUCCGAUCGCGUAUCUUUGAACAGUUGA